Molecule: messenger RNA, 692 nt
Organism: Anopheles funestus (African malaria mosquito)
Lineage: Eukaryota; Metazoa; Arthropoda; Insecta; Diptera; Culicidae
Product: pupal cuticle protein C1B-like
Exons: 2
Coding region: 99-527 (142 amino acids)
Source: RefSeq, a predicted model, not a curated record
CAUUCUCCUCUUCAGUUAUCAGUUUUAGAACUGCGCUCCAACUUUUCACAUCGUUGACAUCUAUUUAUUUAUUCUAUCUAUCCCUCAACGCUGCGAACAUGUUCCGAUUCAUCGCUCUUCUUGCUGCCAUCGCUGUAGCUCAGGCCGCUUACACUUUGAACCCGGCUGGUCCAACCUACGCUGGAAUCCACACACCUGCCAUCACAAGCCAGCAGUCGAACAUUCUCCGCAGCUACGGAAACCUUGGCCAAAUCUCAACAUAUUCGAAAACCAUCGAUACUCCGUACUCGUCCGUGAGCAAAUCCGAUGUGCGCGUAAGCAACCCAGGUGUGGCCGUUGGUCACAUUGCCGCCGCCUAUCCACAUGCCAUUGCUCCGGCUUACGCUCAUCCGGCAUAUGCUCAUGCGGCGUAUGCUGCCCCAGUCGUUAAGGCGGCUCCGGCACUGCUUGGCGUUGCCUAUUCUGCUGCCCCGGCUGUUGCCCACAUGACCUACAGUAACGGACUCGGUAUUAAUUACGCCUGGUAAAUUUGGAAAUCCUAAACAUUGCCCUCUGAGUGAGAGAGAGGGAGAGAGAAAAGGAGAGAAAUGGCCAUCGUAUUUUCUUUAUUUACACCAUGGACAAUUGGAGCGAAACACAAUCUAAGUCAACACAGUCAACAAUAAAUAAAAUUAUUUCUUCAAACAUGAAAA